AUGGGCGGUUGGUUCCAACGAGCGCGUAAGACACUAUCCAGCAGCACUCUCGUCGACAGCCGGCGAUCACUUAAUACCGUACCGGAUCCACAAUUUAUCCUGGACAUCAGUCCCCAUUGCAUAAAGCCGGACACAUUCCCGCGCUUCGGACUCCGGACGCACCAAGUAUCACCAACGACGCGCUCAACUGGAGGUAAUUCACCGAAUAGUCAGGAAAUAAAAAAGCACGUAUUUACCUGCAACCGUGCUCGAGAUGCUUUAGAGCGUAUGCACAAAUUCAUUGACUCUUUCGAACCGUCUAGACUGGCAGAAGCUCAGCUACGUUUAGCUCGAUUAGAUCAAAUUUAUACUACUUAUCAAGAUAGCUCUUCGGCUCUAGAAAUCCUGACUGAUGGUAUAGUCACGGAGUACGAAAUGGAUUUACAGAAAGAUUUAGAGGAGUUUGAAAAUGACUUUUUCGCUCUCCAAGCUUGGCUCAAAACCCAUUGCUCGAGUCAGGCUGAGCGGCUUCCUGAUACUACACCGGGAACCACCUGUGGGACACUUCGCCUUCCUAGCAUCUCAGUUCCCGAAUUCAAUGGGGACAUCGAUAAAUGGUAUUCGUUUUACGACACCUUUCGCUCCUUGAUACACAAUAAUCCAGAGCUCUCGGACAUCCAGAAGUUCCAUUACUUUAAAGCGUCCUUGAAGGGUACAGCAGCAAAGCUUAUUGACGACAUUACCCUGUGCGCAGAUAAUUAUACGGUAGCCCUUAAAAUUAUCACUGAUCGAUUUGAGCAUCCUAAGGUUCUAAUCAAGAGUCACCUUAAUGCUCUAUUUGCCAUUCAGAAGGUGCAAACUGAAUCGGCACAAUCCUUGUCCAAUCUACUUGAUGAUUUUCAAAAGAACAUUGGGGUUCUGAACAAACUUGGCGAACCCACCAGUGAUUGGAGUUCUCUUCUCGUCCAUAUGCUAACUUCGCGCUUAGAUCCAGCAACGAAACGUGAAUGGGAAAGAACAACAGAUCCAAAGUCUAUGCCAAAAUUUGAGGAGCUUGUAUACUUUUUGCAAAACCAUAUAUUGCAAUUGCAGUCCUUAGAAGUUGACUUUCAGCGGAAUGCUAAAGCUCAAACCACCAGAGCCACAUACGCUACCACAUCUUCGUCUAAUAGAUCCUGCAGCCUCUGCAGUGGAAAUCACUCCCUAUUCUACUGCGGUAAAUUUAAAGCACUUGCCGUUCCGGAAAGAAUUAACGUCGUAUCCAGCAAAGGACUUUGUGCGAACUGCAUAAGUGAAAGGCACCAUCCAAAUCAAUGCAAACAGCGUAGCUGUCGGGUUUGUGGAAAGAAACAUAAUAGUCUUCUGCAUCGAUCGUCUCCACAUAACGCCAAAGGUACAUCAACGCUGUCAAAUCAACAAGAACCAACCAACAUAUCUCAAUCGCUUGAGGCGCCAAACGAAAGCGCACACUCAAGAUCGCUCCAAAUUCUUAGUACCUCUCAGUCCUCGUUUGUGACGUCUCGAUCUAACCGCUCACCCCAGGUACAAGUUUUCCUGUCAACUGCACUUGUAAAGGUGGUUGGGCCCAAAGGAAACAUAGCUGUUGCCAGAGUCUUGCUAGACAAUGCUUCGCAGCCCAACCUGAUGACUGAACGAUUUCGACAAAUAUUGAAUCUUCGAAAAAGUUCAGCUAGUACGGAGCUCUACGGUGUUGGGGCUGAACGGAAAGUGGUUGCAUUUUCAACGGUAGCAACAGUAUGGUGGAUUAUUCCAGACCACAUCCAACUUGCUGAUCCUACUUUUGCCACUUCAGGUGCUAUUGAUAUGGUAAUCGGUAGUGAGGUCUUUUUCGAUCUCCUUCGGAGAGGUCACAUGCGGAUCGACGACGAUAAACCUACACUACACAACUCCGUAUUUGGUUGGUUAGUUGCGGGAGCACAUCGAAGCUCGUCAGCGCCAGUAUGUUUGGUCACUCAUGUUAUUACUACUGAGAGUCUAAACAAGCAGGUAGGAAAAUUUUGGGAAAUUGAAUCCUGUCAGUCAGAAUCAAUCUGGUCAGUAGAAGAGCGUAUUUGUGAGGAAAUCUUCAAGUCAGCAACUGAACGGGACUCGGAUGGUCGCUACAUCGUUACCUUACCUAAACGCAUAGAAUUCAUUGGGCAUCUUGGAGAUUCACGAUCUAUAGCUACGAAACGAUUCCACGCCAUGGAGCGACGCCUUGCAAAGGAUUCGGCGUUGCACCGCCAAUAUUGUUCCUUUAUGAACGAAUAUCUCUCAUUGGGCCAUAUGAAGCUGGUUGAUGUGGUGUCAGAUUUGCCAGGACAACAUUAUUAUCUCCCUCAUCAUGCGAUCAUUAAGCCCGAGAGCACUACCACCAAACUACGUGUGGUGUUCGACGGCUCAUGUAGAACGACGUCUGGGUUUGCUUUAAAUGAUCUACUUCUCAAAGGCCCCACAGUUCAGGAUGACAUGCUCUCUCUAAUUUUUCGUUUUCGCAUGAAGCCAAUCGUCAUUAAAGCGGACAUUCAAAAAAUGUAUCGCCAGAUCAAAAUAGCAGAAAAAGAUCUACCGUAUCAGCAAAUCCUGUGGCGAAACGCUCCCGAGGAACCCCUACACACAUACCAGCUCACUACUGUCACGUAUGGUACCACGACAGCUCCCUUUCUUGCUACACGAUGCCUACAGCAACUUUCUGACGACGAAGCAGUUAAUUUUCCAGCGGCUGCACGUGUGGUGAAAAAAGGAUUUUAUGUUGACGACCUGUUAUAUGGAUUCGACACCCUCAAAGAGGCGUUAGAAGCAACGGAGCAGUUACACCUCAUGAUGUCAUCAGCUGGUCUAUCAUUACGCAAGUGGUCGUCGAAUUGCCGUAAUGUUCUCAAUGAAAUCCCACGCGACUACUGGGAGACUGAAAGGGUGUUGGAGUUAGACAGUUCGGCUCCAGUUCAAGCUCUUGGGCUGUUGUGGGAACCAAUGUCAGACGAUUUUUUGUUCAAAAUUCCACAAUGGACCAAACAAACUUUUUCUACAAAGCGAAGCGUACUGUCACAAACAGCUAGCUUAUUUGACCCGUUAGGAUUGGUCGGACCAGUGAUUGUCAUCGCCAAAAUAUUCAUUCAAGCGCUGUGGGAGUUAAAUCUUGAAUGGGAUCAACACUUGCCUUCGGAGCUUCACGAGCAGUGGAUGAACUUCGUAAGCCGUUUACCGAUCCUUAAACAGCUUCGUAUUCCCCGAUUUGUUUUAACGGACAACAUCGUAUCUCUUCAACUGCACGGGUUUGCCGAUGCAUCUCUACGAGCAUAUGGUGCAUGCGUGUACUUCAGAGCUGUGUCUGCAUCGGGUGGUGUAUCGAUACGUCUCAUGACUGCAAAAUCUCGUGUUGCUCCUCCGGAACGAAGACGACCUACGCUAGCUCGGUUGGAGCUGUGUGCAGCUCUCCUUCUGGCCAAUCUACAGAAAAAGGUGCUAGAAAGUGUGGAAGUGCACUGCCCAUGUUAUUUUUGGUCGGAUUCCACGAUCGUCCUACACUGGCUAGCAAAGGAACCGUCAACAUGGAAAAUCUUCAUCGCAAAUAGAGUUGCUGAAAUCCAACAGCUGACACAAGGCGGAAUCUGGAACUAUGUUUCGACCAAUGAUAACCCAGCCGAUCAUAUAUCACGCGGUUUGAAUCCCAACGACAUCAUUUGCAAUUCGUUGUGGUGGGAUGCUCCCCACUGGCUUAUGAAUCCAGUGCAAAAUUGGCCGAAGUCUUCACAUUUGUGGAAAAAUGUCUCUCCUCCCUAUGGAGAUCUCGAGUUGCGUGCGACAGUAUUGGUUGCUAUCGAAAAGGAGAGAACGCACGAGACAUCAGAAAUCAAAACAGCAGAAAUGCUCUUCAUCCGCCAAAGACAACUGGAAACGUUUCCGACAGAAAACCGCCAGUUAUCAGCAGGUUUGCCUAUUAACAGAAAAUCAUCCUUACUGGCACUGAAUCCUUUCAUACGAAAAGGUGAGGACCUAAUUCGAGUUGGCGGUCGUUUAAAAAACGCUUUUAUACCAUUCGGUCAGAAACACCCUAUCCUACUUCCAAAGCAUCAUUAUGCCGUCGAAUUGCUCUUUCUUGAUCUGCACCGGGAAACUUUGCACUCGGGUCCCUCACACUUGCUAACAGCAGUUCGCAGAAGGUUUUGGCCCAUAGACGGACGGAAUAAAGCCCGAGCUACCGUACGCAGCUGUAUUACCUGCUUUCGCUAUCGCCCAAAAGUAGCCGAACAGAUCAUGGCUGACCUACCAUCUGUUCGUGUAAAUCCAGACAGGGUUUUCCGCAACGUCGGGAUUGAUUAUUGCGGCCCAAUCGUCAUUCAAGGCAAACGUAACCAGCCGCCAAUUAAGUGCUACAUAUGUGUUUUUGUGUGCAUGACAACGAAGGCUGCACAUCUCGAGCUCGUUACCAACUUAACCACAGAGGCUUUCAUCGGUGCGUUAAAAAGGUUUUGGGCAAAACGUGGAUUCCCCCAGCACAUCUAUUGCGACAACGCAACAAACUUCACGGGUGCUGAUCGUGAAUUGAAACGGUUGAAACGUCAGUUCGAGUCUCAACAACAUAAAACUGCAGUUAUCAAUGAGUCAUCUCGUAUUGGCAUCGAAUUUCAUUUCAUUCCUCCACGGUCACCGUCGUUUGGAGGACUUUGGGAAGCGUGCGUCAAGUCGACAAAGGAAAUUCUGAAUAAGGUGUCUAUGGAUGUUCGGCUCACUUAA
Topomyia yanbarensis is the source of this 4716-nucleotide messenger RNA. RefSeq lists its product as uncharacterized. The transcript is spliced from 4 exons. Lineage: Eukaryota; Metazoa; Arthropoda; Insecta; Diptera; Culicidae. Gene Ontology annotation, molecular function: nucleic acid binding. The coding region runs from base 1 to 4716 and encodes 1571 amino acids. The record is from RefSeq and is a predicted model, not a curated record. Gene Ontology annotation, biological process: DNA integration.